Closterium sp. Yama58-4 is the source of this 633-nucleotide messenger RNA. NCBI's taxonomy places the organism in Eukaryota, Viridiplantae, Streptophyta, Zygnematophyceae, Desmidiales, Closteriaceae. The record is from the annotation of a GenBank genome assembly.
AUGCAGCUGCACUUCUACUCCAAGGAGUCGCUGGACCUCGUGCGUGUCACGGGCGUGUCGCCCGACCAGAGCGUUGUGCGCGUGCUGUGGCACGCACACCUUAACCAGGUGGGUGCUGCUUCUUUCCCACCUCAAUCAGAUCCCCACUGCUUCCUACCACACUGUCAGCUCUCUCAUGUGUUCAUCUCUUUCCUUUCCAUCAGCGAGCGCGGCGCGCUAGUGUGCGUGGCGCGGGCCCCCCGCGCGUCGCGCCCCGAGGACCUGUGUGCGCGCGUGGCAGCGCCCGCCAUCCGCAACCCGCACGCGCUGCCCAUGUUUCGCGACGAGCCGAGCCGCAAGCGGCAGCGCGAGAAGGCGCGAAAAGACCCCGUGCAGAGCCAGCGGCCCGACCUGCCCAUGGAGGGGCCGGGGCACGGCGGGCGUGUGGGGCAGACCAAGGGCACCCUGCUCACCCAGUACCUGCUCCGCGACGGCGGGCUGCUGAAGGAGACGUGGAUGGAGGAGGACCCGCGCGAGGCCAUUCUCAAGUACGCCGACGUGGCGGCUAAGGACCCGCAGAUCAUUGCCCCUGCAUAUGCUGCCACGCAGCCCACCACGCUGUUCCACGAGUCCGAUGACGAGGACCUGGACUAG